GAAGUAUUAUUACAUUAAUAUAUAUCAGCCCACUUGAAUGGGUAUCCCGAGUUUCAUUUCUUAAUAUAGCUCUCUCUUUUUCCGGACCAAAAACAAGUAGAACUAGUUCACUUUAUCUGUCCUACAAAUUUUGCUUCCUGGAUCAGGUCCUGGGAAUCACAUUCUGUGCAUUUCUUGAACUUUUGUGAAGCUGUUCCCUACAAGAUUGGAUGUUCAACUCUGUUUGUUUGGCUUGUGUGACCGAUAAAACCAAGCAAGAAUCUUUGUUCCCACAACCUAUCUCCCCGUAGAGAUUGUUGCUGGCCUUAAAGUUUUUAUAUAUAAGAGCUCUCAUUUGGGACGAUGAGUCUUGGGUGGUGGAAACUUGUGGGCGCUGCCUUGGCCGGAAUUCUCUUCUUCCAUGGCUUUUCUGCCUCUGAAAAAGCUCCGAACUACUCCUUCAUGCACAAUGCAACGUCAGCUCCAUCCUUAUCAUAUUACGACUACAUUAUUGUCGGUGGUGGCACGGCCGGAUGCCCUUUGGCUGCCACGUUAUCUCAAAAUGCAUCCGUCUUGCUCCUUGAACGAGGUGGCUCCCCCUAUGGUAAUCCCAACAUCUCCAACAUGGCCAGCUUCGGUGCUGCCCUCUCCGACGUUUCCCCGUCGUCCCCUUCGCAACGGUUCAUCUCCGAAGACGGCGUGAUUAAUGCUCGCGCUCGCGUCUUGGGAGGCGGAAGUUGUCUGAAUGCAGGGUUUUAUACACGCGCUGGCACUGAAUACGUCAGGCAAGCGGGUUGGGAUGGACGGUUAGUGAAUGAAUCGUACCAGUGGGUCGAGAAAUUAGUGGCAUUUGAGCCACCGAUGGGACAAUGGCAGUCAGCCGUGAGGGAUGGUCUAAUAGAAGCUGGGGUGCUGCCUUUCAAUGGGUUCACUUAUGACCAUAUUUUUGGGACCAAAGUUGGUGGAACCAUAUUUGAUCAGCAAGGGAAUCGACACACAGCUGCUGAUUUGUUGGAGUAUGCUACCCCCAGUGGGCUCACUGUCCUUUUGCAUGCUUCCGUUCACAAAAUCUUGUUUGCAAUCAAAGGGAAUAGAAGGCCAAAGGCCCAUGGAGUGAUAUUCAGAGAUGCAUCAGGGGCCAAGCACAAAGCCUAUCUGAAGAAAGGGUCCAAAAACGAGAUCAUUGUAUCUGCAGGAGCACUGGGAAGCCCACAGCUUUUAAUGCUGAGCGGAGUGGGGCCUACAGCCCACCUCAAGGCCCACAACAUCACUGUGGUGCUAGACCAACCCCUGGUUGGCCAGGGCAUGUCUGAUAACCCCAUGAACGCCGUUUUUGUCCCUUCUCCUCUACCAGUUGAGGUUUCACUUAUCCAAGUCGUUGGCAUUACCCAUUUUGGAUCCUACAUUGAAGCCGCUAGUGGAGAAAACUUUGCUGGUGGUGCUGCUUCUUCACGAGAUUACAGGAUGUUCUCCCCUAAGAUUGGUCAGCUAUCAACGGUGCCACCGAAACCAAGGUCCCCAGAAGCCAUAGCCAAAGCUGUUGAAUACUCGAGUAAUCAAGACAAGCCAGCUUUUAGAGGUGGAUUUAUCCUAGAAAAAAUUAUGGGUCCAAUUUCAACAGGGCAUUUGGAGCUUCGAACCCGUAAUCUAAACGAUAAUCCAUCCGUUACCUUCAAUUACUUCAAGGAUCCUCAAGAUCUGCAACGAUGUGUCCAAGGAAUUCAAACAAUACAGAAAAUUGUUGAAUCAAAGCCUUUCUCUAAGUUCAGAUUUGACUAUAUGUCUUGGCCAAUACUUCUUAAUAUGACAGCAAGUGCCCCAUUGAAUUUGUUGCCUAAACACUACAAUCCCUCGAUGCCACUGGAAGUAUAUUGCAAGGACACCGUGAUGACUAUAUGGCACUAUCAUGGAGGCUGCCAAGUUGGUAGGGUUGUUGAUCUUGACUAUAAGGUUCUCGGUGUGGAUGCUCUAAGGGUUAUCGACGGAUCCACGUUUAACUACUCGCCUGGUACUAAUCCUCAGGCCACUGUCAUGAUGCUUGGAAGGUACAUGGGUGUCAAGAUAUUGAGUGAGAGACUAGCUAAUUAAGAACCACGUGAUGGAUGAUGGCUUGAUUUUUCCUUCUUUUGAUUAAGAAAUGAUGUUCCUGAUGUCUUCUUAUUACGCCAGCGUGAAGUGUUCCAAAAUGUGGGGGUUAUAUGCAACGAUUGGUCAAUAUUUGCAUUUAUAAAUGGUUGACUACGAGAAAUAUUAUUGUUA
Messenger RNA from Theobroma cacao (cacao), 2238 nucleotides. RefSeq names its product Glucose-methanol-choline (GMC) oxidoreductase family protein. The record is from RefSeq and is a predicted model, not a curated record. Gene Ontology annotation, molecular function: oxidoreductase activity, acting on CH-OH group of donors; flavin adenine dinucleotide binding. Lineage: Eukaryota; Viridiplantae; Streptophyta; Magnoliopsida; Malvales; Malvaceae.